AUGGAAAAAUUAGUCAUUCGAAGUGUAGAUGUCAACCUGAAUAAACAACACUUCAGUUGGCGACGAGGAUUUUUCUGGAAGCUCACAAGUUCAAGAAAUUCCAGAAUCGAACCGAGGAAGGAUGGCGGCGACAAACGAAGACCUCCAAACAGCGAUUUUGCUGCUUCCCAGUGGUUGGCCGUUCCACAAGCAACGAACCCAGAGCAAGUUUUGGAAUCCCUGUCGACGAACAUCAGCGAGUUCUGCUUCGAUCCGGAGAACGGCACCACAUUCGAAAAAUGGUUGCCCGUUACGACGCAGCAAAAGUUAGGCUUCUGCUCCGGAAGUUGGACACGUCCUCUCACAGUCGCUACGUCAACUACAUCCUUCCGAAACGAACCAAAGGACGUCACGUUUGCCGAUACCGUAAAGACACUCACAAAAAUCUUCGGCAGACAGACCUCCGUAUUCCACAAACGCUACCAGUGCAUGCAGCUACUCAAGGCAUGUGAAGAGUUCGAGUUCCAGAAUUUGAAGAUUGAUCACUUCAAGUGCUUGAUUUUCGUCUGUGGUCUCAAAGCACCACGCUACGCAGACAUUCGAGCAAGGCUUCUAUCCCGGAUUGAAGGUAAAACGGCUGAUGCUCAAACUCUGAUCGACGAGUUCCAGCGGCUCGUCAACAUCAAGUCGGACACUACGAUGAUCGAACAUCCAUCAAGUUCGAAGAAUUCGGUCCAUAGCAUUUCGGAGAAGAAACCCGGAAACCAGCAUCGUCCACUGAAAACGGAAAGCAAGUUUACUCCUCGUACUCAAUGCUGGCAGUGUGGUCAGAUGCACUACGUCCGUGACUGUCCAUUUUCUGAUCAUCUCUGCAAGGUAUGUAACCGCAUCGGUCAUAAAGAAGGCUACUGUAGCUGCAUAAAGAAGUCUUCAAGCGACUCUUCAACUCAACCUCGAGAGAAGAAGCAGUUCCAGAAGAAGGCCGGUCCCAGAUCUCAAGCCAAGGGAAUUUUCGUGAAGCACAUCGCAAACAACAACCGGAAACGCAAGUAUGUGACCAUCAACAUCAACGGUGUCAUGACUUCGCUACAACUGGAUUCUGCAAGUGAUAUCACGGUGAUUUCCAAGAAAACUUGGCAGCAACUGAGACGACCAAAGCUAACUCCAUCAUCGAUCGAAGCCUCCAACGCAUCUGGUGGACCACUCGCUCUCAUCGGAGAAUUCCAUUGUGAAGCAGUCCUCAAUGACAUGGUCAAGCGUGGUCAGUGUUUCGUAACGUCAUCACCAGAUCUCGACGUAAAGGGUAUUGAUUGGAUCGACAUGUUCAACCUGUGGUCGGUUCCGUUCGAUACUCUCUGCAAUCAAGUUUCUGCUGUAUCCAGACCAUAUUUCACCGAAGCUAGAGUACAGCUGCAAGCCGAGUAUCCGGCGGUUUUCGACGACUCGCUGGGCCACUGCAAGAAAACCAAGGUAAAGUUAUUCCUCAAACCUAACGCCAAACCAGUUUUCUGUUCGAAGCGACCAGCUCCGUUCAACACGAUUCCGCUGGUGGAUGCAGAAUUAACACGUCUUUAG
This is a messenger RNA of Ochlerotatus camptorhynchus, 1554 nucleotides long. RefSeq lists its product as uncharacterized. The transcript has 3 exons. The coding region runs from base 1 to 1554 and encodes 517 amino acids. Lineage: Eukaryota; Metazoa; Arthropoda; Insecta; Diptera; Culicidae. The record is from RefSeq and is a predicted model, not a curated record.